Echinococcus granulosus is the source of this 114-nucleotide messenger RNA. RefSeq lists its product as hypothetical. The coding region runs from base 1 to 114 and encodes 37 amino acids. The record is from RefSeq and is a predicted model, not a curated record. The transcript is spliced from 2 exons. Lineage: Eukaryota; Metazoa; Platyhelminthes; Cestoda; Cyclophyllidea; Taeniidae.
AUGCUGAUCGCCACCGUCCUGGCAACUACCUUUUCAGCACCCAAUUUUGUGCACAAUUCUGGCAACUUCUACAGUAUCAUUGCCUGUGUGCUAGUCCACAUCAUGGUAAAGUAA